Messenger RNA from Miscanthus lutarioriparius, 1251 nucleotides. The record is from the annotation of a GenBank genome assembly. NCBI's taxonomy places the organism in Eukaryota, Viridiplantae, Streptophyta, Magnoliopsida, Poales, Poaceae.
AUGGAAUCCGCCGCCGUGGCCAUCGUGACGGUGCCCUUCCCAGCGCAGGGCCACCUGAACCAGCUGCUACACCUAUCCCUGCUCCUCGCCGCGCGGGGGCUCCCCGUCCACUUCGCCGCGCCGGAGCCGCAGCUCCGCGAGGCCCGCGCGCGCCUCCACGGCUGGGGUCCCGGCCCCGACGCCCUCCUCCCCGUGGCGGUGCGCUUCCGCGCGCUCGACGUGCCCCCGCACGAGUCCCCCGCCCCCGACCCGUCCUCCCCGUUCCCGGCGCACAUGCAGCCCCUCUUCGAGGCCUACUGCGGCGGCGCGCGGGCCCCGCUGGCCGCGCUCCUGGCGGGGCUCGCCGCGACCCACCGCCGCGUCGUCGUGCUCCACGACCGCAUGGCGGCGUUCGCGGCGGCCGAGGCCGCGCGCCUGCCCAACGCCGAGGCACUCGGCGUGCACUGCCUCGCCGCCUCCUACAACGUCGGCACCUGCCACGCGCUCGAGGGCGACUUCCUCGACGCGCUGCAGGGCAUCCCGUCCUCCAACGGCCAAAGGCUGUUCGCCGUCGGGCCUCUCAGCCCGGUGCUCCUCCCCGGCGCCGGCGCGAGCAGUGGGACUGGCAGCGGGAGCUCGCGGCGGCACGAGUGCCUGGACUGGCUCGACGCGCAGCCGUCGCCGUCGUCGGUGCUGUACGUCUCGUUCGGCACGACGUCGUCGCUGCGCCUAGAGCAGGUGCGCUUGCUGGCCGCCGCGCUGCGGGACAGCGGGGCGCGCUUCGUGUGGGUGCUGCGCGACGCCGACCGCGCGGACCUGCGCGGCGGCGGGGAAGGGGAUGCCGCGGCCGAGACCCUCCGUGCCGCCGCGGCGUCCGAGCUCGGCCCUGGCGACGCCCGCGCUGGCGUGGUGGUCACCGGGUGGGCGCCGCAGCUGGAGAUCCUGGCGCACGGCGCGACGGCGGCGUUCAUGAGCCACCGCGGCUGGAACUCCACCGUGGAGAGCCUCAGCCACGGGAAGCUCAUCCUGGCGUGGCCCAUGCACAGCGACCAGCCCUGGGACGCCGAGCUCGUCUGCAAGUACCUCCGCGCCGGCGUGGCGCCACGACGUGACCCCCGCGGCCGCGAUCCGCGACGCCAUCGACAGGGUUAUGGCCUCGGAGGAAGGCGCCGAGAUCCGGCGUCGGGCGGCCGCGCUCGGGGAGGCCGUCCUCGGCGCCGUGGCCGAGGGCGGGUCGUCCAGGCGGCCUGGACGAGCUCGUCGCGUACGUGA